This is a messenger RNA of Pygoscelis adeliae (Adelie penguin), 3062 nucleotides long. RefSeq names its product helicase (DNA) B (gene HELB). The record is from RefSeq and is a predicted model, not a curated record. The coding region runs from base 112 to 2544 and encodes 810 amino acids. NCBI's taxonomy places the organism in Eukaryota, Metazoa, Chordata, Aves, Sphenisciformes, Spheniscidae. The transcript is spliced from 13 exons.
UCACACUUACAGACAGGGAAGAAACAGAGAGACACCAAGGAUUAUGACAUCUUCUACUAUGUUUCGCAAUCAUUUGCAGGAAAGGCAGUAUUGGUAGCUCUGACUUUUCCGAUGAUACUGGAAUUCUUGCCAAUUCUUCUGCCACGCCAUUUUUGCUGUCUGUUGAAUAUGGUGUGUUGGCCAAGAAAGACUGAAGUAAACAAUGGUGCGGAUGGUGAGGAAGUACAUUUUCAAGACAAGAUGCUAACAAAGUUGGAUGAGAUAUUAAAUAAUGAGCCAUGGAAACUUGGAUUCAGCAGGAUCACCUAUAGGGAACUAAACCUUUCUUACUGUGAGGCAACGUGGGCCGCCUUCUCUCAGUGUGAACAUCUCCUCCGGAAGAUUCCUGACUUGCAGAAGAAUGCAUUAAUUGUGUAUGAUCAACUCAAGAAACAGUGUAGAGAAAUGGGACACACUUACGAAGAUCAAGAUGAAUUAGCUCGUUUUGUAUCUAAAGCUAUGUCCAUUGAGCAUGUUUGGCAAUCUCUUAAAUUUUUGAAAGAUCAGAAUGUAGUGAUUAGGGAGAAAAAACUAGUGUUUCUGCCUCAUCUUUACAAAUCUGAAAAAGACAUUGCAAUGUAUAUAGGUGGCCUUCUGUCAAACCACCCAUGGCAACUGGAUGUUGAUGUGAGAAAGAUACUUAACGUUCCUGAGACAUCAAGAGAAAUGGUGGAUAACAAAAUGAAUGUUACUCAGGCUCAUGAAAUAGAACAUCUGAAGGAAAAUAGCCCAGACAUUCAUAACUGUGAAAGUCACCUUCCUGAAAAGGAAGUGGGGUCUACGUCUGGUACCCAAAGUAAAGCAGAGUUAGACUUAGAUCAGGUGAUUGCAAUGGAAAAGAUUUGUUCUAAUCCUGUCACAAUCAUAAGUGGAAAUGGAGGCUGUGGGAAGAGUACGAUAGUUAGCUGCCUUUUUCGUCACUUAAAGCAGAUGGAAAAAGAAGUGGAAGCUGCUUCUAAGGACUUUGAGGAAGACCUGGAUGCAUCUGAGGAAUGGAAUACCUUUGAUCAUCAUUGGGAGUCAGAGAAUAGGUACACAAAAAAAUGUAAUGUGCUAUUUACUGCACCUACAGGGAGGGCGGCAAGCCUUUUGAGUGAAAAAACUAAGCUUCCUGCAUAUACACUGCAUCAGAUCAUCUAUAGUUUUAAAUUGUGGAGGCAGAGUGAAGAAGUACAGCCGUGGAAGUUUUCUACUGUGACAAUUCUGAUUGUGGAUGAAGGAAGUUUGGUGUCUGUACGCGUUCUUAGUUUAGUUUUAAGACUCUUGUGUGAGCAUGCUCAGCUUGCCAAACUUAUUAUUUUAGGUGAUACUAGACAGCUGCCAAGCAUAGAUCCAGGAAACAUGUUAGCUGAUAUCUUUGAGGGUCUAAAAUCAAGAGGCUUUUCUGUGGAACUGCAAACUAAUUACAGAGCUGAAUCACAACUAAUUGUAGAUAAUGCAUCAAGAAUCUCUCACCGGCAGCUUCCUGAAUUUGAUGAGGUGCUGAAAGUUUCUGGUCGGAAUGAGGAAAUAAGAAUGCCAAGCCCGGAGAAGAAAUUCAUUCUUAUUGCUUUGCCUGCUGAUGGGGAUUGUAACAAUUUGCAAACUGCCAUAAAGACUUUACUGAAAAUAGGACCAGGAUUGCAGGAUGCCAAACAAUCGCAGUUCAUUGCUUUCAGAAGGCAAGAUUGCGAUGUAAUAAAUGAACUUUGUUGCCAACACUAUUCAAAUCAUGUAACCAGGGACCAUAAAAACCAACUUUUAUUUCGAAUUAAUGACAAGAUUUCCUGCAUGCGGAAUAUAUAUCUCAAGGAUCUCUUGCCAGACCGUGGUUUCGGAGGGGAUCCUAAUCACCAUGAAUGCAAAAGCGGAGAAACCACCCUCACUACAGAGACUGCUGAGGAGAGCAAACGACUAUGCAACGGAGAUAUAUUUUUCAUAACACAGGAUGUAGAAAUUGAUAAGCAGCGCUUAUUGACCAUCAGCAGCACGUAUGGCUCCACGUUCACGGUGAAGUAUAAGGCACUGAAGAAGCUAUGUCAUAUAAAACAUGCGUGGGCCAGAACUAUUCACACAUUUCAGGGUUCUGAGGAAAAAACUGUUGUCUACGUGGUUGGCAAUCCUGGCCGUCAGCACUGGCAGCAUGUGUACACAGCCGUGACCAGAGGACGCUGCCGUGUCUAUAUUAUAGCUGAAGAGCCCCACCUCAGGAGAGCAGUCACUAACAAGAACGUGCCCAGAAAAACUCGCUUACAGAGAUUUUUGAGAGAGGCAAUCGCAGAAACAAGUGCUCCUGGCCCGUCUGAACCUCCGUCUGACUCGAUUAAACAGGAAGGGUCAGCAGUUCUCGACAGAGAAGAGCAGACGGGCCAUGUGCAGCAAAGUCCGUGUAAAAGACAACCAGAGGAUUCUGAGGAUGCCGUGGAAGUACCCUCUGCAAAAGUACAAGAUUCCCCACUUGAGUCUUCCAGACUUAAGAGUCUAACUUUGGGACAAGCCACUCCUAGGAAGCUUUUCAAAAACUAACAAACAAUUAACUGUCCUCGUUACGAACCUUUCUUGAACCUGGUUCGUUCAAGAUUUUUGGAACAGAGAAGCUGGGCACGCAGAUGAUUUUCAAAGGCUUUCCUGUAUUUGCAUGUUCUAUGAAGAACAGCUUGUCUUAAAGCGAGCCUUGCCUAUUUUCAGUGAUCUGUUUUUAGUAGGAGAUUGCUUGGUGUGUCAGCCACCAAAAACCAUACCAUUCUUUUGUUCUGGUGAAGAAUGAACUUACGGGUCUUAGAGCGCCCAGACGUUCCCUUAAAAAACACAUGGGGAUUUCUAGGUUUAAAGACUUACGUAGCCGUCCAUACCAAGAUUCGUCCGUCUCCUAAUGCUACAGAAUUGAUGAGAGGCCGUUACUGAUGUGCCAAAACUGCAGUUCGCUCUUGAGUCAAAAAGUAGUUUACAAAGGGGACAAUGUUUAAUCAACCCUCAGGCAAAUUGUACUGACAAAAUUUGCACAGCUUGCUUGCUUGUAACAAAUUUGCUUUUUAACACCACAU